Molecule: messenger RNA, 542 nt
Organism: Arabidopsis thaliana (thale cress)
Lineage: Eukaryota; Viridiplantae; Streptophyta; Magnoliopsida; Brassicales; Brassicaceae
Gene: IPS1
Product: induced by phosphate starvation1
Exons: 1
Source: RefSeq, marked reviewed
CAAACACCACAAAAACAAAAGAAAAAUGGCCAUCCCCUAGCUAGGUGAAGAAGAAUGAAAACCUCUAAUUUAUCUAGAGGUUAUUCAUCUUUUAGGGGAUGGCCUAAAUACAAAAUGAAAACUCUCUAGUUAAGUGGUUUUGUGUUCAUGUAAGGAAAGCGUUUUAAGAUAUGGAGCAAUGAAGACUGCAGAAGGCUGAUUCAGACUGCGAGUUUUGUUUAUCUCCCUCUAGAAAUUGGGCAACUUCUAUCCUUUGGCAAGCUUCGGUUCCCCUCGGAAUCAGCAGAUUAUGUAUCUUUAAUUUUGUAAUACUCUCUCUCUUCUCUAUGCUUUGUUUUUCUUCAUUAUGUUUGGGUUGUACCCACUCCCGCGCGUUGUGUGUUCUUUGUGUGAGGAAUAAAAAAAUAUUCGGAUUUGAGAACUAAAACUAGAGUAGUUUUAUUGAUAUUCUUGUUUUUCAUUUAGUAUCUAAUAAGUUUGGAGAAUAGUCAGACCAGUGCAUGUAAAUUUGCUUCCGAUUCUCUUUAUAGUGAAUUCCUCUU